AAAUGGUUCACUAGUGCUACGUUAUCGCCAUAUUGCCAACAAUAUAACCUUUCUAAGUGCCCCCCAAACUAUCGCGAUCGUAACGGGAAGAGGUGGCUAAAUGUUACAAAGAAUGCUCUUUGAUUGGUAAGAUAACAAACGGAAUCUCCACUUUGCUUAGUAUACAUUUCAAAUACCUAGGUACCAUUUUUUCUUCUUAUGAGUCUAUGAUAAGUACUUAGGCAGUCGAGAUUCCUUCUCUAGGUAUCGAGGGGCUUUGAGACUCACUCAUUUUUGUUCCACCGAUUUUAUCUGUGGAAGUUGGAGGACGAUGGCUUCGUCCCCAAUCCUUGGUCGUGAAACUCAUCGACCGGACAAGUCAUCUGCUUCGAAAGUGGUCAAUGACGGAGAUGCGGCUUCGGAGCGCAUCCUUGCUGGGGAAGAUGAAGGAGUAGUUUACAGCGCAAAUGGCGACGGGAAUGCCGCAGAGACUGUUGAAUCGCGCGAAAAACGUCUCAGACUCAAGGUCGAUUUGCGAUUAUGUACCAUCGCCGGUAUACUCUGCUCACUCAACUUACUCGAUUCUGGAGUCAUAAGUUCUGCGUCAGUGACAUCUAUGCCAUCUGAUCUGAACUUAACCGGCAAUCGCUUCAGCGUCAGUAUUUUCAUCUUCACCAUAUCCAGCAUCGCAUUCCAGUUACCCUCAACACUCGCUGUGCGCACAUUCGGCCCGCGACUAUGGUUUUCCUCGAUAACGUUCUGCUUCGGACUCAUUACCAUGUGCACGGCCUUCAUUCAAACCUGGCAGCAAAUGAUUGCGCUACGUGUGCUUCUCGGUAUAUCGAUGAGCGGCAUUUAUCCGGGUUUGACGUACCUCAUCUCGACGUGGUACCCGAGACGCGAGCAGCAGACGCGCUUCGCCUUCCUGCAGACUGGUGAAGUCGUUAUUCUUGCCACGGGCGGAAUCGUUAAUUUCGGGCUUAACCAACUUAACGGCAAAGGCGGGAUUGCAGGCUGGCGAUACAUGUUCCUAGUGCAGGGUUUGAUAUCCAUGGUCCUCGGAUUAAUGACAUACUUCUGGAUCGUCGAUUUCCCAGAAGAAGCGCACCGAUCCUACUGGUUCCUCACGCCCGAAGAACAAGACCUCGCGGUAGCCCGCAUCAACGCAGACCGCAAGGACGUCGAGCCCGACCCGUUCUCUUGGGGCAAAGUCUUCGUGCACGCGAAAGACCCCAAGGUCUACGGCUUCGCCUGCAUGUUCUUCUUGCUAAACCUAGUCUCCACCGCACUAUCAUAUUUCCUCCCCAUUAUCCUACAAAGCGGCAUGGGUUUCGAUGAGAACCAAUCGAUUCUACUCUCCGCGCCGCCGUACUACUACGCCGUUAUCCCAGUCCUACUAUCCUCGAUCAUCGGCGAUAAAUACCGUCUCCGCGGCCCUGUUAUAGUAUUCAACUGUAUAUCCCUCAUCGUCGGUUUCUGCAUGCUCGGCUUCUCGGACCAAGUCGCAGUCCGCUAUGUCGGGACGUACCUAGCCACAGGCGCAUACGUGAGUAACUGGGCUGCGCUAAGUGCGUACCAGGCGAAUAAUAUCGCCGGACAAUGGAAACGCGCGUUUACGGCUGCGGCGGUUACUGCUAUGAACGGUGCUGGGGGUAUUGCGGGGAGUUUUAUUGUGAGAUCCGGCGAGGCGCCGCAUUAUAUGACCGCGGUUUGGGUUUCGAUUGGUUCGCACAUAUUGAUUGUUGCGGUUGUGGCGGUGUUUACGGUGCACUUUUAUUUUGCGAAUAGGUUGGCUAAGGAGAGGAAGAUACUUAUUGAGGGUGUCGAGGGGUUUAGGUAUACGUAUUAGUUGUAUCGGUGGGCGUCUGAUGAGAUGGAGUAUGGUGCUGUUGUUUGCUUGCCUGCGUGCAAGUCGUGUGACUCGGAGUUUGCGCUGAGUUUACUUUUCGGAGGGCUUCCGAGCCUUGGGAUAGGAUGAUGAAGCUAGUGACGACGACACGUUUUACGAAUAAAGAGGAUAUCCGUGAGCUAGGUUUAUUAGGAUAGACUGAAAAGCAAGGGCUAGAAUUAUGGAUGGAUCAUUGAUACCCCUUUCUCUCCCAGAACGUGCUUUCUCCUGCUGUAAUGCCCGAGGUGCCGCGGGACCAGCCCCUAAAGCUUCGAACCAACCAGUAAUUACCUAAAGUCCGUUGGCAACUACGACACUGCCCUGCGCGAUAUAUCGCCUCUACAGUCCUCUUUGCAUUAUCACCUCUGCUUCAAAUUAUUUUACUCCCCAAUUUUCAGCAUUUUCUCGGUUGCUAUUGGAAUUUCACUGGUUUCUCCUAGUUAUUUGGUCGCGAGUCGGCAUU
Hypoxylon trugodes is the source of this 2330-nucleotide messenger RNA. RefSeq names its product putative MFS transporter. Gene Ontology annotation, cellular component: membrane. NCBI's taxonomy places the organism in Eukaryota, Fungi, Ascomycota, Sordariomycetes, Xylariales, Hypoxylaceae. Gene Ontology annotation, molecular function: transmembrane transporter activity. Gene Ontology annotation, biological process: transmembrane transport. The record is from RefSeq and is a predicted model, not a curated record. The transcript has a single exon. The coding region runs from base 311 to 1828 and encodes 505 amino acids.